Perognathus longimembris pacificus (Pacific pocket mouse) is the source of this 759-nucleotide messenger RNA. RefSeq names its product membrane-spanning 4-domains subfamily A member 8-like. Gene Ontology annotation, cellular component: plasma membrane. The record is from RefSeq and is a predicted model, not a curated record. Bases 1 to 759 code for a protein of 252 amino acids. NCBI's taxonomy places the organism in Eukaryota, Metazoa, Chordata, Mammalia, Rodentia, Heteromyidae. Gene Ontology annotation, biological process: cell surface receptor signaling pathway. The transcript has 6 exons.
AUGAACGCAAUGCCUUUGGCCAGCCCCAUGGACAGCUCUGUGAUUGUGGUGACUCCUCACAACGGUUAUCCUGUGAUGUCAGGAGUCAUGUCUCAGGUGCCCUUGUAUCCAAACAGCCAACCCCAAGUCCACUUCGUCCCUGAGAACCCACCUGGUUUAAUGUCGGCUGUAAAUGUGCUGCCUGCCCAGAAGAUCUUGAAGGAAGGCAAAGUCUUAGGGGUCAUGCAGAUCCUGAUUGGCCUGGUGCACAUGGGCCUGGGCGCCAUUAUGGCCACCGUGCUCCUGGGGAACUACGAAGCCGUCUCCUUCUAUGGGGGCUUCCCCUUCUGGGGAGGCAUCUGGUUUAUCAUUUCAGGGUCCAUAUCAAUGGCUGCAGAAACUCAGCGGAACUCAUCUUGCCUGUUGAGCAGCAGUGUGGGCUUGAACAUCUUCAGCGCCAUCUUCUCUGCCAUUGGAAUAACACUUCUCAUCACAGAUUUAGGCCUCACCAGCACGUAUUCCGACUUCAGUUACUAUCCUCCCCAUUGGAGCUGGGAUGUGAGCGCAGGUGUGGCUAUUUCCAGUGUGCUGCUCAUAUUCUGCGUCCUGGAGUUGUGCGUGGCGUGUGUAGCCUCCCAUUUUGGCUGCCGAGUGGUCUGCUGUCGGUACAGCCACGUGGAUGCCAUCCUCCCCAACAUGUAUCCAGCAAACCCAGUGGCCAUCCCACAACCACCAAACACGACACCGAGUUAUUCCCAUGGAGUCCAGUACCCCAGUUAA